CAUUUGUCUCCCCUCCCCAGCCCCCGCCCUCCACCGAGGGCGGGGCGACGAGCAGGGUUCCCAUCAUUGUUCUCCAGCGGGGCUCGGGUCUCGGUCCUGGUCCUGGUCCUGGUCGUGCGGUCCGCCGGAAGUCGCUCCCAAGCUAGGGGCCCCCUCCCCGUCGGUGCGACCCCAGCCUCGCGCCCCGGAAGCGAUCGGCGGCGGCGGUGGCGGCUGCCAGGAGGAGCCCCGAGCUGUCUGGCCCCGGUCCCGGCCCCGCAGCAGCGGCGGCGGCGGCAGUGGCGGCGGCGGCCUCAGCCUCACCCCGGCCGGCCGCGCGUGCGUGCCCGCCUCCGCUCCCCGGCCGGCUGCAGGGUUGGAGACAGUGACCAUUUUGAUGUCUUAUCAAGCUUAUUAAAACAACGUUGUGCACAUAAAAGAUUCUUCUUUCCUCCUGGGAGACUUCCAUAACCAAAGAUGGCGGCAAAUAAGCCUAAAGGGCAGAAUUCUCUGGCUCUGCACAAAGUCAUCAUGGUGGGCAGUGGUGGCGUGGGGAAAUCUGCUCUGACUCUACAAUUCAUGUACGACGAGUUUGUGGAAGACUAUGAGCCGACCAAAGCUGACAGCUACCGGAAGAAGGUGGUCCUGGACGGGGAGGAGGUGCAGAUCGACAUCCUGGACACGGCGGGCCAGGAGGACUACGCCGCCAUCAGAGACAACUACUUCCGCAGCGGGGAGGGCUUCCUGUGUGUCUUCUCCAUCACUGAGCUGGAGUCUUUUGCAGCAACUGCUGACUUCAGGGAGCAGAUUUUAAGAGUCAAGGAGGAUGAGAACGUUCCCUUUCUUCUAGUUGGUAACAAAUCAGAUUUAGAAGAUAAAAGACAAGUUUCUGUAGAAGACGCAAAAAACAGAGCUGAUCAGUGGAAUGUCAACUAUGUAGAGACCUCGGCCAAAACUCGUGCUAACGUCGAUAAGGUAUUUUUUGAUUUAAUGAGGGAAAUUCGAGCUCGGAAGAUGGAAGACAGCAAAGAGAAGAAUGGAAAGAAGAAGAGGAAAAGCUUGGCCAAGAGGAUCAGAGAGAGAUGCUGCAUUUUAUAAUCCCGGCCCAAACUUCUUCCUUGUCUUGACCACACUAAUAAAUAUAAUUUAUAAGCAUUGCCAUGGAAGGCUCAAAUGACUGAAAUUACUUUCGCAUUUUGGAAAUGGUCACGUAUCACUCACAGCAUGAACCGGAACUGCCCUGAGGAACGCAAAGGAUUAAUGUGGCUUCACCACGAAGCGGCGUUCGGCCCAUUUCAUUAUUGCCUCCAUGAUCACAGCUCCGGAAUGUAGAGGGAGGGAGGGAGGGGGCGCGAGGGGGGGGCGCGUGCGUGAGGGAGGGGCGCAUGUGCACGCGGGGGCCUCACGGGCAGUGAUUCCUGAGCUGUUCUAAUAAAGGUGGGGUGGGUGGGGGUGGUGGAGGGAGCGUUCAUUUUAUACCAUUUAUCAAGUCUCGGAUCUACUGCCUUGAGAAACGAUGAUUGUCAACGGGAUGGCUGAGAGAGUAACGGGCGUCCGGCUGAUUUCUGGAAAAGGAUCGGCCCUGCGCCCGUGAGCUGCCUGGAUCUAAUGCCUGGGGGGUCCCGGAGAGAAAGGCGGGCCGCCAGCUUGCAUGGGGAGAUGCUGGAACACGCCUUAACUUAAAAUCUGGAGACUGGCAGGCCGCGCCCAGUUCUGAGCCCGUUCUGCCCGAAUCCCGGAAGUCCUGGACGUUCUCUCGGUGCGCCGGAGCGGGAGGAGGCCACUUGUGAUGGGGAUGAUCCUGGCCGAGGAGCCGGGCUGGUCUGCUCCCUGGUGGAAGGCCGGCCACCCCGCUGCUUGGAAUCCGGGGCCAGUCACAUCGAGUCGGAAGGCAGAGGGUCUGCAGGGUCGGAGAGGAGCCGUUCCUGCCGCGGCGAGUCCGGCCAGGCCCCUCUUGGGAGAACCUCCUCCUCCGUGGGGCCCGGGACUUGGCCGUGAGUAAGUCACAAGCCACCCUUCAGAGUCCGGUUCGCGGGCCUGGUACCCGAGCUGAGGCCCCUGAGGGGAAGGUCCUCCUGGCCGCCGGUCACUCCCUGAGCGCACACGGACCCAGGAACCCCGGCGUGGCGCGCUGGCGUUGGCGACCCGCAGAGCCGGCGGGGUCUGGGCGUGCUCGCUGACGAAGAACACCCGGCACCUCCUCGUCCUCGCAGCUGGUAUCAGCAAACUCACCUUCCAGAACCUGCUCUGGCAUCUGCCCCCCAGUCUGAGCGCGCCCCGAGGCGGACGGGCCCAGUGUGGAGAUCCGAGAGGGUCGGAACCAACGGUGCAGAAAGCUUCUGGAGCGAGCCGUCCACGGCAGACUCGAGACGCGGCAUUUGGCUUGUCACGGUAACCAUGUCACGCAGGGGUUGUGUGUCCAUCUUCCAUUUCCUAGGCUAUCCCAUGUGCAGAAUUAAAGUUCCUCUUGUAACCACGGCCAGGACGCCGGUCUGUCUUCAUGUUACUCAUUUCAGUCUUACCGAACCAGGGAACCUAACCACUAACAUCGGGACUUUGCUUCGACCUUUAUCUGGGUACCGAGGUGCUAUGAAGCCGGGGGACACUGAGACUUCCUUUGUCUUAGGCUGAUGCCAUUACCCAAUUCUUUUACUUGCAAUUUGAGCCAUUUAAAGACCAAUAAACUUCUGGUUUUUUAAAAAAAAAA
Messenger RNA from Antechinus flavipes (yellow-footed antechinus), 2686 nucleotides. It is a transcript of the gene RALA, whose product is annotated as RAS like proto-oncogene A. The record is from RefSeq and is a predicted model, not a curated record. Gene Ontology annotation, biological process: Ras protein signal transduction; regulation of exocytosis. Gene Ontology annotation, cellular component: plasma membrane. NCBI's taxonomy places the organism in Eukaryota, Metazoa, Chordata, Mammalia, Dasyuromorphia, Dasyuridae. Gene Ontology annotation, molecular function: GDP binding; GTP binding; GTPase activity. The coding region runs from base 457 to 1077 and encodes 206 amino acids. The transcript has 6 exons.